Messenger RNA from Sitodiplosis mosellana (orange wheat blossom midge), 3751 nucleotides. RefSeq names its product protein artichoke (gene ltl). Bases 1070 to 3379 code for a protein of 769 amino acids. The transcript is spliced from 4 exons. Gene Ontology annotation, molecular function: protein binding. The record is from RefSeq and is a predicted model, not a curated record. NCBI's taxonomy places the organism in Eukaryota, Metazoa, Arthropoda, Insecta, Diptera, Cecidomyiidae.
CAAUUGAAGUUAUUGUUUUGGUGCACGAAUCGGAUGCGAAAAAAAAUUGUCUGUCCUGGAGAUCGUCAUUGUAUUUAGAUAUUUUUUUUUUGAACAGUCAUGAAUUGAAUGAAGAUCAUGCGAACGCACGGGUGAUACAUUGAUUUGUAUGUAGCUCCGUGGCUGUUACGUAUUGGGCUAUGUCCGCCCAUAGAGAACAGAUUUGCAAGAGAACUUAUCUUUGUACGAAGUCAAAAAUGAUUGGAAAAUUCUAAGACGGGAUGUUUGCUAUCGGCAGUUUGCUGGUAGUAUGUUGCUACAGCUACUGCUAUUGGCUCUGACUGUUGCUGUUGCUGCUGCUGUUGUUGCCGCAUUCAGAAGAAAAUUUUUCGUUCCGAACGUGAUUACAAAUUACAAAUGAGCCCGAACCGAAUGUGUGUGUGUGUGUGUGUGUGUGUGUGACUGUGCGGCCGUGUUGUACGUACUACACCAUAUCCCAAUGGAAAUACGGUAUCAAUAUUUAGUCAGUUUGUGAACACGUCGUGAUGUAGACAUAUUCAAAGGAGAAAUUGUGUUUAAUUUGUGUAAUUUUUUCGGUCUCCAUCAAUUGUUUGAUGCUCUUCUAUUUUCACUCGCACGUUUCGAUGUACUUUGAUGGGAUCGAACGAUAUACAGUGUGCAAAGUUGAGAAAAAAACAUCAAAUAUUUAUUUGUUCAAAAAAGUCGAUAUUAAGGAAUCUAAUUUACAUGUGAAGGGUAGAUCAGUUAAUCUGUGCGCAGUGUUGCACAACUAUAUAUUGGGACACGAGAUUUUUUUACUUGAUUUUAUAUUUGAGAUUUUUUUUUUUGGGUUUAUUCAUAAAUUAAAUGAAGCUCGCCGUAUUUGCGUUCAUAAAGUGUUUUUUAUUGGUACAUCGCAAUUGUGGAAGACUUAUUUAGAAAAAAAAUGAGAUCAAUUUAUACCGAUUGAUAACUUAUUUAAAUUGUCUUGAAAAAAAAAAAAAUUCAUCGACCCACAGCCAGCACGAGUAUCAAUCAAUCAGAAAAACAAUAAACACUUUGGUUUUCAAAAUAUCGACUAGAUAGUAACAUGGGAAGUUUAGUGUACACCGUUAUGUCAAUGGUUCAAGUGGCAUCACUCCACUGUUCCAUGCGACCAGAAAUUUCACCGUGUUCGUGUGCACCGCACGAGUCUUUGAAUAAUACCAUUCACGUAACAUGCGAAGGACUCGCCUCGUUUAAUCAAGUGUUCGACUCUCUGCAAAAUAAAUUCAGCACCAAAGACAACAUUUGGCUGAAAGUCACCAAGUCACAACUUGACGAUUUGGAGACACGAAAUUUCAAGGAUAUGAAUAUGAAUAUCACAAAACUAUCUCUCAACUACGAUGAAUUGAGAACUCUUCCAGAGUCAUCAUUUCGAAAUUUGAGCAAUUUGGGUACCUUCAGUUUAUCGGAUAAUCAUUUGGAGGAGAUACCGCGACACAUUUUUUUGCACAUGCCAAAAAUUGUCACUAUGGAUUUAGGCCAUGGACGCAUCAGGACAAUUUUCACCGACGACUUUCGUAGCUUGAACGAAAUUCGAUAUUUGAUUUUGGUCAAUAAUAAUAUACGGCUUGUUGAAAAAGAAUCGAUACCAAGAACAUUACGAUUUUUACAUUUGGGCCGAAAUAAUUUAACAUCUUUAAAUGGAACACUGCGCGACAAUGCGCACAUGGAAGUUUUAUUUUUGAACGAAAAUAAUUUGACAAGUCUUGACGGUGAAUUACCCAUAAAAUCAACAUUUUUCAAAUCGUUAAUCGUUCACCAUAACAAACUGCAACAUUUACCGCAGGAUUUAACCAUGUUUAUGUACUUGGACGCAGUAUACAUCUCCGACAAUGAACUGAAAAGUUUGAAUGGAGUUUUUCGGAAUGCAUCGUUGAUGCAAACGUUGUCUGCUCACAAUAAUAAAAUCGAAUAUUUGGCUGAGGACGAAUUUCUCUACACUACUGACUUGCAAGAACUCGAUGUAGCCAACAAUUUUAUUCGUGCCAUAAACGAUUCAUUGCUUACGUUGAAAAAAGUGCGAAUUUGCAAUUUUUCACGGAAUCACGUGGAUGAGUUAUCAUUGAACGAAUUCCGUGGAUUGAGAGAAUUACAAGUGGUGGAUUUGUCAUAUAAUCGAAUCGAAAGGCUAACCGGUCGUCUGAAAAAUGUUGUCGAUCAAGAUUUGUAUUUCAUUGAAUUGCGUUUGGAUAAUAAUUUAUUGAAGACACUAGAUGGUGCCAUGAUGAAUUUAAACCGACUAAAGACGCUUGAUGUUUCGUAUAACAAACUCAAAUGGAUAUCGCGGGAGGAUUUGAUUGGAUUAGAUGAUCUUGAAUCGCUGGACAUAUCACACAAUUAUUUGCAAACAUUGGAAGAGACCUCAAUGACAUUCCUUCCCAAACUCGAGAAACUGUUUUGUUCGUACAAUAAUCUAUCUAAAUUGGAGCGUGAUUUCCAUGGUUUACCGGGCUUGUGCUUUGCUGAUCUAUCAAAUAAUCACAUUACACAAAUUUCACCGGAACUUGUAUCUAAGACACGAUGCAAUAGUCACGGUGUCAUUAACAAAUUGGAAAUCUUAUUACAAGAAAAUCCAAUUCUCUGUAUGGACGAACUAUCGAAGCUGUUUGCAGUAAUGGAGGCACAAGAAACACGAUUACUGGGCAUUGCGCAUUGUAUCGUUCCAAAAGAAGAAGAAAUUCCUAUUAUUGAACCGCUGUUUGUACCACCAAGUGCACCAUUAACACCACAAGUAGUAGUAGAAGAUAAAUCAAUAUCGGAAAUGCCAGCACAAUUGACGAAAAUAAUUGAAAAACCACAAGAUGAGCUUCAGUUCAAUGGUGUAAUGGUGGCUCCCAACGAUGUGCCCUCUUUGAUUCUGUCUUCACUAAUGAAAUCUGCUGCGGUUUCCAUAACCGACCAGCCCAUUAAAGAGAUCAUUUUAACGACAACUGAAACUCCAAUGCCAAAUCCCGAUGAGAAUAACAUUGAUAUCAUAACUCGUACGGAACCAUCGAUCGAACUAAUUGAAUCGAGUGUGUUGACCACAGUUCCGGACACAGUACCCUUGAUUGCUGAAAAUGUUACUGUACACAAUAAAUUGGAAAAUCUGACAGUAUUAGAAACAACACCGUCACCCAAUCCCAAAUCAUUUAUACUACAAACAACAGAGACUCCAGAAAUAUCAAAACUAUCCACAUCACCGUCAAUAGCCGAAAUUAUUUUGGGCGAAUCGGAAUCAGUUUCAAAAAGCCCAGAACCAGAUAACUAUAUUUAUGAAACAUUUUCGCCAAUUUCGCCCGUCAACACUGGAGCCAUAUCAUCACUUCAACGAAAUGAACAUCUAGUUUUACCCGAAGAACCGCCGGCUGCAUAGACCAUUUCAAAUGAAUAUACAAUUUACGAUAAAAGAUAGAAACUAGAUUAAGACAAAAUGAAGAUUAAUCAACUUUUCAGCGAAAAUGAAUGUGUUUUAGUAUUUAAUUUUAGGUUACGGAAUCUCUAAUAUGUUUUUUAGCUUUGAAAUUGAUUUAGAUGAAAAACCAUGCAGAUUUUUUUCUAGUUCAAAAAUUGUGACCACAUUGAAUCAUGUUUUAUGUGUAAGAAAUUCAUAUUUGAAACCCUAAAUAUUUAGUUUAAGCCGAAAUUAUCAAAUACUUUAUUUAAAUCGUAAAAAAAACUUUGAUAGAUGAAAACUGAGUUUGAUGGAAAAUGGUACAAUAAAACGAUUCGUUUACAUUUAGCUAAA